Messenger RNA from Hibiscus syriacus, 2435 nucleotides. RefSeq names its product P-loop NTPase domain-containing protein LPA1 homolog 2-like. The record is from RefSeq and is a predicted model, not a curated record. Lineage: Eukaryota; Viridiplantae; Streptophyta; Magnoliopsida; Malvales; Malvaceae. The transcript is spliced from 8 exons. Bases 280 to 2403 code for a protein of 707 amino acids.
CGCCAGUCUUUUCCGUUCCCCUUUAAUUGUUCCUCCGAUUGUUUUUUCUUUUCUUUUUGCUUUAAAGUUAAAGAGAAAGAAAAAGUAGGAAAUAAAGGACUCUGUUUUCUCGCAUGAUGACUCGAUCAAGAAAUUGCUGUAGAUAAUUUCCCUCUGCUUUUCUUCGUCUCUAGCAUUUGACGAUUUAUAGGCAAAACAAAUCUUAAUAGCCCAUCCUCUCUCUCUCUCUCUCUCUCUCUCGUUCGGCUAAUUUCGCUCUAUAUAAUUUCAGAGAUACAGAUGAUGGGAGAAUUACUGAAGGUGUUGUAUAUAGUGGUAGUCGAGGAAGGUGAGAAGCAGGAGACGUCGUCGUUCCGAUACACGCGCUCCGUCCUUCAAAGCACUCUCCAACUCAUGGGCUGCAAAGCUCGUCAUGCCUUCAAGAUUAGCAAGAGGGUUUUUGAAUUGAUAAAAAGUGAGAUAUGCAAUAAUGAUGGUUUGAAAGGUAACUCUGAAAAGAAAGAUGUCUGUCCUACCUUUGAUGACGUUUGUAGAGCGGAGGAAGGCAGCUAUUUAGCUUCUAACAGCAACGGUAGAAAUAAGCAUAUACCAUUUGAGCUGUACAAAAGACGUACAUCGAUAAUUGUUAAAAGAGAAACUUUCUUAGAUGUUGUCUGUGAUGCUCUGGCUGAAUAUAAGUAUGUUGGUCCAAACCAGAGGGCUGACCUGGUUUUGGCAUGCAGAAUCCGAGAGAGGAAGGAAUCUGUUACUGUGUUGUUGUGUGGCACUAGUGGUUGUGGCAAAUCUACUUUGUCUGCUUUGCUGGGUAGCAGGUUGGGAAUUACAACUGUGAUUUCAACUGACUCUAUUCGCCACAUGAUGAGGAGUUUCGUAGAUGAGAAGGAAAAUCCUUUACUCUGGUCUUCAACCUACCAUGCUGGGGAGUGUUUGGAUCCUGUGGCAGUUGCAGAAGCUAAGGCUAAAAAAAGAGCAAAAAAGUUGGCUGGCAAUUCUCAGUCACCUUCUCAGAGUGAGCUAGCUGAUUGUUCUUCAGGUGGAAAAUCUGAUGCCCGACCAGUGGAGGGUAGUUCUACUAGUACUGAAUUGAUUGGCCACAGACAUAUGGCAGUUGAAGGAUUCAAGGCCCAAAGUGAAAUGGUUAUUGACAGUCUAGACAGACUAAUUACUGCAUGGGAAGAGAGGAAAGAGUCUGUAGUAGUCGAGGGUGUUCACUUAAGCCUUAAUUUUGUUAUGGGGCUUAUGAAGAAACACCCCUCAAUCAUACCAUUCAUGAUAUACAUUACAAAUGAAGACAAACACUUGGAAAGAUUUGCAGUUCGUGCAAAGUACAUGACAUUGGAUCCUGCUAAAAAUAAAUAUGUGAAGUAUAUAAGGAAUAUCAGGACGAUACAAGAUUAUCUAUGUAAUCGUGCUGACAAGCAUUACGUCCCCAAAAUAAACAACACAAAUGUUGACAAAAGUGUGGCGGCCAUACAUGCAACAGUUUUCAGUUGCCUCCGUAGGCUUGAAGCUGGGGAGAAACUCUAUGAUCCUAUAACAAAUACUGUUGUUGUUGUUGAUGAGGAAUACUGGAAUCAGUGUGCUGCCAAUUCACUCAGUUCCAAGGGUAUGUUUCAGUUGAUCCAGAGGAAUGGUUCUUCUAGGCGACUAAUGGCUCUUCUUAACAUCGAUGGAUCUGUGGCAAAGGCUUGGUCAGUUGAAUCCCUUGAUAGUAAUGGGGUUCCCUUGUAUGGACCGUUAACAAUUGGCAAGGCCGAACCUGUUAAUCUUCAAUUUGGUCACUAUGGAAUUAGUGCCUGGCCUAGUGAUAGUGGAACAAGUCAUGCUGGAAGUGUAGAUGAGUCAAGAUUUGAUGGGACUGAUAAUGGAAGUAGAUACCAAUCUUCGUGCUGCAGCUCACCGAGGAUGUCUAAUUGUCCUUCAAAGGAGUUAAAGGAGGAAAGUUCGGUGUAUGGCAGCGAUGAAGAAGUUGACGAUCCACCUGAGGUGGACAGUGAUGAGGAUUUUAGUGAUGAAGGUGACAAACAGCUCCAUGAAGAGGUAGGUUCUGUUGAUGAAGGCUCAACAAAGUCAGAUGAAGAGUAUGAUGACCUGGCAAUGCAGGACGUGCAGGAGAAUGGCAACUGCUCAGAUGAUGAAGAAUUCCCUCGUGAUAUAGUAAUGCCAUUUUCUGGGGACCAAGCAAUCCACACUGGAGGGGAUCAAUAUAACAAGAAUUUGGACCUCUUCCUUGAAAGUGGAGCAAAGCAGUUUUCUGAGCCACUCUGCUAUUUCCCUGCGGUGCUUAUGGAGAAGAAUGACAUGGGAUUGUCACCUUUAGGCAACGUACAAACGAUGAAACACUCCCUCAGCAUUCCAAGGUCGCUAAGCAAUUUUGUUCAUGUACCAUUUCGUGGCUUGUAAUCACUAAUUUAAGUACCAAAUCUUUCCAGCCA